Messenger RNA from Cynocephalus volans (Philippine flying lemur), 1170 nucleotides. RefSeq names its product patatin like phospholipase domain containing 4 (gene PNPLA4). The transcript is spliced from 7 exons. Gene Ontology annotation, biological process: lipid homeostasis; triglyceride catabolic process. Gene Ontology annotation, molecular function: retinyl-palmitate esterase activity; triacylglycerol lipase activity. The coding region runs from base 350 to 1111 and encodes 253 amino acids. NCBI's taxonomy places the organism in Eukaryota, Metazoa, Chordata, Mammalia, Dermoptera, Cynocephalidae. Gene Ontology annotation, cellular component: lipid droplet; membrane; cytoplasm. The record is from RefSeq and is a predicted model, not a curated record.
GAUAACAUGAUUCUAGACAAGAAAGGCUUGUCCCUUGCCCGUACUCGGGGACACAUCGAUAAAGCGGCCAAGCGACGGAAACGGCGCCGCCACGUCCAGUGGAGCGUUUAAAGGGCGGCGGGGUGGAAGGGGAAGGAAGGCGGGCGAUCCCCACCCGCGUCGCCGCGGUGACGUCACAGGUCCGCGCGAGUAGGCGGCACCAAGGACUUACGCAGGACCUUCCUGGGCGGGCGCGCGGGGAGCCUGGCCCGGCCUCGAUAGGCGGAGCCGAGUUGAGUGAUAGCCAGGCCCCACCCUCCGCUUAAAGGGGCCGUUCAACACGAAAGCGCCUCAGGCCUGCCUUGCUAAAAUGAAGCACAUCCACUUGUCCUUUGCAGCGUGUGGGUUUCUGGGCAUUUACCACUUGGGGGCAGCAUCUGCACUUUGCAGACAUGGCAAAAGGCUGCUGAAGGAUGUCAAGGCCUUUGCUGGGGCUUCUGCAGGAUCCUUGGUUGCUUCUGUCUUGCUAACAGCACCAGAAAAAAUUGAGGAAUGUAACCAAUUUACCUACAGGUUUGCAGAAGAAACUAGAAGGCAGUCUUUCGGGGCAGUAACACCCGGCUAUGACUUCAUGGCCCUAUUGAGAAGCGGAAUAGAGUCGAUUCUUCCUUCCAACGCUCACGAGCUAGCCCAGAAUCGACUGCAUGUAUCCAUCACCAACACCACCACCAGACAAAAUUACUUGAUCUCAGAUUUUUCCUCCAGAGAAGACCUCAUUAAGGUUCUCUUAGCUAGCAGUUUUGUGCCCAUUUAUGCAGGACUGAAACCCGUGGAAUACAAAGGGCAGAAGUGGGUGGAUGGAGGCCUCACCAACAGCCUUCCAGUCCUGCCUGUGGGCCGGACGGUGACCAUCUCUCCCUUCAGUGGACGGCUGGACAUCUCCCCGCAGGACAAAGGGCAGCUGGAUCUGUACGUGAACAUCGCCAAACAGGAUAUAAUGUUGUCCCUAGCAAACCUGGUGAGGCUCAGCCAAGCCCUCUUCCCACCAAGCAAGAGGAAAAUGGAAUCCCUGUACCAAAGGGGUUUUCAGGACACCGUUAAGUUUCUACUUAAAGAAAAUUGGUUUGAAUAAAUGCUUAAAAACUUAUAACACAAAACCAACUUCAGACUGUUUUGAUGAAGGCUUCUAGU